This is a messenger RNA of Oncorhynchus kisutch (coho salmon), 3194 nucleotides long. RefSeq names its product carbohydrate sulfotransferase 8. The record is from RefSeq and is a predicted model, not a curated record. Gene Ontology annotation, cellular component: membrane. Gene Ontology annotation, molecular function: sulfotransferase activity. Lineage: Eukaryota; Metazoa; Chordata; Actinopteri; Salmoniformes; Salmonidae. The transcript is spliced from 4 exons. The coding region runs from base 28 to 1386 and encodes 452 amino acids. Gene Ontology annotation, biological process: carbohydrate biosynthetic process; proteoglycan biosynthetic process.
CCGUGGCAGGGCCGAGGCUGAGCAGGUAUGCUCUUGGGGGAGUGUAGAUGUACCAGUAGGCUACUGGAGGCUCUGUGUGGCAGGAGGAGGGUGAGGGUGUCGAUCAUGAAGCUUCCCUGCUCCUUCUACUGCUCCCUCUGGUUCCUCCUGCUUUUGGGGGCCGGGUCUUUACUCCUCCUCGUACACCUCCAGGACCUCUCAGACAUGCUCCAACAGCAGACCCCAGGUGCAAAGUUGAUGGUUGCUCCAAGGUGGCCAAUUCCAAAGGAGCAGUCCUUUGACAGUGCAGUCGUUAUAGGCAUCAACCUGGGUGGAGGUUUCCAUGGAGCACCAGGGGUAGAGAUGUCCUCUAACCCCAGCCUCCCUACUCCUAGCCCCAGACAACCUCCAGCCUUCCAGUGGCUGCCCCACCCAGCCACCCCAACCUCUGGGGACCAGCAGGCCGUGAGCACCGGGCAACCCCUCACCAAACGCCACAGGAAGCUGCUGUUAAAGAGCGGGCCUGUAACCCCUAGUGGUGCCCGCUCUGGUGAAGAGGACAGUCGGCUACAGGGCCUGGCGCAAACCCAGGCGUCCCGUCGCCGCCUGCUCAGGGAGGUCUGCGCCAAAUACCAGCCGGGUGUCACCGAGCGCCCUGUGUCCCGCCGGCAGGUGUCCCGCGUCUACGUGGAGGACAGGUCAGGCCUGCUGUACUGUGAGGUGCCCAAAGCCGGCUGCUCCAACUGGAAACGGGUGCUGAUGGUCCUGGGCGGCAGCGCCACCUCCACGCACAUCAUCGCCCACGAUGAUGCCCACUACGCCAACCAGCUCCGCCGACUGGACGCCUUCGACCAGGCGGGCGUGGCCGAGCGCCUCCGUUCCUACACCAAGGUCCUCUUCGUACGGGAGCCCUUCGAGAGGCUGGUUUCGGCCUUCCGCGACAAGUUCGAGAGCCCCAACUCGUACUACCACCCGGUGUUCGGCCGGCCCAUCAUCUCCCGGUACCGGGCCAACGCCUCACGCUCCGCCCUGAGGACCGGCGCCGGGGUCACCUUCAGAGAGUUUGUCCAGUACCUGUUGGAUGUGAGGCGGCCCGUGGGCAUGGACAUCCACUGGGAGCCGGUCAGCCAGCUUUGCAGCCCCUGCCUGCUACGCAACGACUUCAUCGGGAAGUUCGAGAACCUGAAGGAGGAGGCCAACUUCCUGCUACGGAGCAUCGGGGCACCUAGAAACCUGACUUUCCCUGACUUUAAAGACAGGAACCCAAAGGCAGAAAGGACUUCCUCCUCCAUCACCCAGAGAUACUUUGAACAAUUGAACUCCACAGAAAGACAGAGGGCCUAUGACUUUUAUUACAUGGAUUAUCUGAUGUUUAACUACCCCAAGCCCUUUAAAGACCUGUACUGAGGUACUGGCUGGAUUGCCCGGUUGAGGUUAUUAAUAUGAACACUACGGAAGAGAUUAUUAUCCUGUGGGACUUGAAUAAGCACUACAGGCACAUUCAUGUCAAAUAUUAUUUUUACAGGUCUUAUUUACAAAUGGCUAAAAUAAUGAUUUAAUGUAAUUACUUUGGACAUAGGUUGUAGGCCUACAGCUUUUUUGUCAUAAAGAUUUGUAUAGUGUGUCAAAUGCAUUUGCAUUGAUUGGCAGACCAGUGACUUCUAUGAAGUGACCUGUACUUUGGGUAAAGAAUGAGUGAUCUGUUAUUGUUAUUGUUUUUCAGCCUUGUUACGUGAAGGUAUACUUUUUGGUCCUCUUCAAUAAUGUGUAUUCUUAUUCUGCAGCCGAAGUUCAUGAAAAGAAGGGAAAGAGAGAGGCUAGAUAUACUCUCCCAGAGCAAAGGCUAGUGUUUGCAGAUACUGUAACGGAUUUCAUAGCUACUGCUUACUGAUGAGAAAUCAAAUUGAAUAUAAUUCAAUUUGAUUUCAAAACAACACUUGCUUUUAUUUCAUUUUUAUUUAACUAGGCAAGUCAGUUGAGAACCAAUUCUUAUUUACAAUGACCCCCCCCCCCCCCGCACUGCCCUAUGGGGCUCCCUAUUACUCAAAUACAGAAACACAUUAAAUAAGGGACAGGAAAAAUAUAUCAACGCAGGUUUCUUAAAACUAUGGGUCGGGACCCAAGGUGGGCCUUGGGAAUGUGAGAUAUGGGUCGUGAGUUGAGAGAAUACAUCUAUAAAUCACACACUAUUUCUUCUUAAUUUGGGUCACGGGAGGACAGUCAAUUUAUAAUUUGGGUCUCGAGCUGAAAAUGUUUAAGAAUCUGUGAAUAGAGGAGGAAAUAGUGGCAUUACUAUAUAGUAUGUUGGUUCAUUGCAUAUAGCUUUCCAGAUGUAUCGGAGGUUAAAUUAUCUUUGAAUCUGUUGGCAAUUUAUAUUGAAACAUAUGAUUUUGUUUUAUAGUACCAGUCAAACGUUUGGACACACCUACUCAUUCAAAUAUAUUUUAGAUUCCUCCUUUCCUGUGGCGGUCCUCAUGAGAGCCAGUUUCAUCAUAGCGCUGAUGGUUUUUGCGACUGCACUUGAAGAAACUUUCAAAGUUCUUGAAAUUAUCCGGAUUGACUGAUCAUAAAGUAAUGAUGGACUGUCAUUUCUAUUUGAGUUGUUCUUGCCAUAAUAUGGACUUGGGUCUUUUACCAAAUAGGGCUAUCUUCUGUGUACCACCCCUACCUUGUCACAACACAACUGAAUGGCUCAAAUGCAUUAAGAACGAAAGAAAUUCCACAAAUGAACUUUUAACAAGGCACACCUGUUAAUUGAAAUUCAUUCCAGGUGACUACCUCAUGAAGCUAGUUGAGAGAAUGCCAAGCAUGUGCAUAGCUGUCAUCAAGGCAAAGGGUGGCUACUUUGAAGAAUUUCUAAUAUAAAAUAUAUUUUGAUUUGAUUAACACCUUUUUGGUUACUACAUGAUUCCAUAUUUCAUUGUUUUGAUGUCUUCACUAUUAUUCUACAAUGUAGAAAAUAGGACAAAAAUUAAGAAAAACCCUUGAAUGAGUAGGUGCGUCCACAUUUUUGACUGGUACUGAAUAUGGGCCUAAUGUUACAAUACAAAUGAUUACACUGUAAAAGAGAAUGUACAAUUGUUCUACAUGUCUGUGCAGAAGUGUUUCAUCUACAAACGUGAUUUCAAUCCCCUAGCCUUAACACUGCCAAUUUUCAUUUGUUUGGGUUUUCAAGCGCCUUUACUAUGAAUAAAUGUUAAGUAAUUUAAAAAAAA